Molecule: messenger RNA, 597 nt
Organism: Oldenlandia corymbosa var. corymbosa
Lineage: Eukaryota; Viridiplantae; Streptophyta; Magnoliopsida; Gentianales; Rubiaceae
Source: the annotation of a GenBank genome assembly
AUGACGGUGGCGAUCUCGGAUUUGGCUUUGACUCCAGGAACCGCAGGCCUGUCUAUAGUGUCGUCUUCUCCCGCUGCUCCUGCGGUUUUGAAACGGAAGAGAAUGUUUCCGCUUGCUGGAGAAGAAAAGGUUGAGGCUGGCAAAGUGGGGCAGAAUUUGUUAGAUGAGUUCGAUAAGGACAAAAGAAUUCUGAUUCCGGCCAUUGACGGCGGCGCCGGCAUCGACGCGGCCGUUCUCUCGGCGCUGAGGAAGCAGAACCCCUGGAAAGAGGUGGCCGCCGCCAAAUUGGCAAGGAGGACUUCUCCCAGAUGGUUCCGGUACUCCAUUAACACAUACUGCAUACUGACACAGAUCAGGAUGGGAUGGAAGAUAAGGAUUGAUGACACGUUAAGUGAACAGCAGAGUCUUACCAGUGAGCUACGCGGUAUUUUUUCACAGUGGAAGGGUCAUCCUGCAGGGCUUUCUGGCCGUAUUGGCGCCUCUACCCAUUAUCAUCUAUCCUGGAUGAUUCCGAAUUUGGACGAUGUAAACGGUAUGGUCCAUGAUGAUGCUAGGGUCGAGGAGGAUAAUCAAGAUCAAUUUAUUGUUGAUGCUUAA